Molecule: messenger RNA, 615 nt
Organism: Diatraea saccharalis (sugarcane borer)
Lineage: Eukaryota; Metazoa; Arthropoda; Insecta; Lepidoptera; Crambidae
Source: the annotation of a GenBank genome assembly
AUGUCGCAGCCAUCUGUGGAGCCCCGAACUGAAAGUUCUUUGACACCGUGGGUGCGGAAUUGUGACGUGGUGUCGCGUAAGGGUGAGAUCGAGACCGCGAGAUGUGCACAACUAUUGCCUUUCAUCUGUAAGGUCAAUUCCAAGGCCAUCCCUUACAACAGCGAAUGUGACGUAUACAGCAAAGGUUACACUAAAGGUCAAAACGUCAGCAGUUGUUACAAGAUUCCUCGUAUUCCAUAUACUUGGAAUCAAGCUUAUGCCGAGUGCCAAGCGCAAGGUGCUCAUCUGGUGGUAUUAAACUCGCAGGCUGAGCAUGAUGCAGUUUAUCAGCUCAUGAAUAGUGAAGCGAAAGUUGCUGGUGCGAAGACUUGGUGGUUUUUCUUCGCUGGAUUCAGAGCCGAAGUACCAACCGACGGCUCUCCAAGGGUGUUCAAAACCAUAUUCAAUGAAACUCUGGAACAGGCCGGUUACAGCACGUGGGCAGACAACGAGCCCAAUAAUUCUUCAAAUGACGAAAAUUGCGGCACUCUAUUUAAAAACGAUGGUAAACUAAACGAUGUAACCUGUUCGCAUUUAUAUGCGUUUAUUUGCGAAAAGGAGAUAGUACCUAAGUGA